Metarhizium robertsii ARSEF 23 is the source of this 453-nucleotide messenger RNA. RefSeq lists its product as uncharacterized. The coding region runs from base 1 to 453 and encodes 150 amino acids. Lineage: Eukaryota; Fungi; Ascomycota; Sordariomycetes; Hypocreales; Clavicipitaceae. The record is from RefSeq and is a predicted model, not a curated record. The transcript has 2 exons.
AUGAGAGCCUACCAGCUACUUGCUUUAUUGACGGUGUCGGCGUCUGCUGUCCCCCAAGACACCAAACGAGCUCUGCUUGAAGCAAGACUCGACCUCCCAGCUGGUAUCACUGAUGGCCUUGAAAUUGACACCGACAUUAUCGGCAAGACUGUCCCGAUUAUCCGCAGGGAGCGGGCCGGUGUCUGCGAUCCAGCCGGAUGGAGCGAGGAACCCAAGAAGACGCCGUCGGAGCAGACAGGUCCUGGAGAAGACGACGGCAAGGAAAAGGGAAAGGGAAAGGGCGGAAUUACGGGCCAGAAAAUCAUCGAGAGCAAGUUCCUGCAGUUCCUCGCCGAGCUGGACCCCGAGUUCAUUCGCCCCCUUGUUGAGGCCGUCCAAUCUGGAGAAAUCACCGUCUCGGAUAUUCAGCUAGCCUUUAAGCGCUCCCUGACGGACACCAUGGAAAACCGCUAG